AUGAAGGCCAACCAGUCACGCCUCAACGAACUGACGGACGAAUAUGCCGUCAUCCUCUACAUGUUCAUCCACGCGUACCCGUCCAAGGAUCGAGUUCAGAACCAGGACCGCUACAUCGAGCGGGCCAAGAAGAGGGUGCAGGACGCCGUCGCCUCCGAGGAUGCAGCCAAGACUGCCUUGGCCACUGCAGCCGCAACCCGAGCUGCCUUGCAGGAAGACCUGGACAAGGCUCAAGCUAUUCACGCUGCCUUCAAGGUUAUGCAGGAGCAGGAGGAGGCCGAGGCAGAUGCCAAGGCCCAGGAGGCGGCAGCAGCAGCUGCUCAAGAGGCCUCAUCAGCGCCGCCGUGGCGGCGGCAGCCCAGCCAGCCCAGCCCCUUCACGGAGGCCGACCACGGACGCCCCAUGGCCAUGGUGACGCCUCCCAGCCCGUUCGUGACAGCCAUGGGCACCUCGGCGGCUCAGAUGCCACUCACGCCCCAGCAGGCGCCGCAGCAGACACCACAGGCAAUGCCGCAGGUGAUUGCGCAGCUGCAGGCUGGCCAGAGCACCAUGGCGACGCAGCUAUCGCAGUUGGAGAUGGGAGCCGACGGCCUCCCGGAGAUGACUUUGCAGGAGCUCAACGCCAUGCGCGAGGCCACGGGCCUGAAGGUCGGCGCAUCGCACCUGAAGUCGCACCCGCUUCUGCCUGGGCAGACGCCGCUCCCAUGGCCAGUUCAGGCCACACGAGCUUCGAGGCGAGGAGCGCCCGAGGCACAUCCCGACGAGCCCGCCGAGAAGAGCCAGACCCUGCCGCACGCGGGAAAGGACGGAGUCGACAUCGAGGUGCCGCCCGGCGAUGCCGCUGCGGCGGCGGCAGCGGGGCAGCAGCUUUUUCACAACCCGAACGGGGCCCAGCAGAGUUGA
Molecule: messenger RNA, 903 nt
Organism: Prorocentrum cordatum
Lineage: Eukaryota; Dinophyceae; Prorocentrales; Prorocentraceae
Source: the annotation of a GenBank genome assembly